Molecule: messenger RNA, 2148 nt
Organism: Amoebophrya sp. A120
Lineage: Eukaryota; Dinophyceae; Syndiniales; Amoebophryaceae
Source: the annotation of a GenBank genome assembly
AGCGGAUUAAUGUAGUAGAAACCUCCGUUACCCUUACCGUUUCUAUGCCCAUCGGCCAUCAUCGAUCAUGACGAUACUCAUACUUCUCCAUUUUUUCUUUAAUCGGACGAGACCAGCAUGGCUCUUUCUUCUUCCCGUGACGUUGACAUGCGAGAUGAAUGCAAAGGUUGCCUUGUCGCACCGGAUUGUACGUAGACGAGGCCGCAAUAUCCUUGCAGCGACUCCGACUUCAGUAGCGCCAGAUAUUGCUAAGAAAGCGGGUCAUAGUAGCAGGAGCAGCUCUCCUGCUAAAACAGGGGACGCCCAGGGCAGCAGCAGCACUAAGAAGAGCAGAACGUCUAAGUCUUCGCUGCUAUCCGCCGGUAGAGCAGCACGACGCAACUUUGACAGUCCAGCAAGUGUCGCCGAUUUUCCAUCCUAUCUUUUGCUUGCACGUGGUGCCUCCAGCUCCAGCAAUAAAAGAGCGAACGAACAUAUGGAGGAGGAGGAGGAGGAGCACAAAGAGGCGAGCAUCCUGCUUCAAAGGGCCACAUUGAGACGUGAAGAUGAACGGCACAGGCGUGUGGAGGAAUCAAGUCGUACCUCAUCGUAUAGAAACUCCAGAAUCGGCGAAAAUAGGGAGACGAGAGUCCACCAGCCUCCCACAGAAGAUGACUCCUCAAGAUUAAGCGGAGGUCCACCAAUGGUCGUGCCGAUAAAAAUGCGUUGUGUGGAUCGCGUUGUAGAUCGGACUCUUGACGGAAACACCAACAAUGACAAAAAGUUACCCAACGGGGGGCGAAAGCUGGUAGAGUGCGGCCUCCGGGAGGUGUGCAACAAGUCCGCACUGACGGCAAAACAGUGCUUCGACGACGGUUUUGUCGCCUUCAACAAAGCGAAGACCUGCUGCUGCUGGGGGGACGGCGCUACUUACCUCUGCGACGAGCAAAUGACGACCAGUACGUCCACGAGUACUAUGGGUGGAAGUAGGAAUGUGAUCGAAUUCGAACUUCUGCAACCAAAGCUACUUCCUGGUGCAUCAAGUACUUCUAGUAGCGCAGCAUCGUCUGGGACGGGCCCGGGCGGGACGCAGGCGGGUAGUACUAUAGCGGAUGUCCAGCGUGGACGAGAAUCCACGCCAAGCCAGAGCUCCGGUACAACGGACGGCGCAGAGAACAGGAACUCCACUCCUGCUCAGGCUUACUACGGCGACGGCAUGGGUGUUGCACCCGGUCAAGAACAAAGUCAUAAUGAAAAUGAGUGUCCGCUGUGGGCGAUUGUUGUGUCCGCUUGUACGCUCGUACUCGUUGCGUCCCUCGGUUUGUACUUGGCGUGGGAGGGGAUGAAGGAACAGAUGUACCUGAUGGGGCAACAAGCGGAAGGAGAGGAAGAUUACCUCGGAAGUAAAAACAUGAACGGCAAGAAAAAUCUCCAGCACCUGCUCCUCCAGCCGGAACCGGAGCCACCCCCGCAGCCACCUUUGGGGCUCGCCGUGGCAAGAGGACCGCGAGAGGAUCAUCAUCUGCAAGGUGGGAAUUUGCUUUCGUCGUCUUCCCAGGAUGUUCUUUCAUCAAGCGGGGUUCCUCGUGCGAAUGAAAUAACUAGUGGAGCACGACCAUAUUCUAAUGAUGUUUCCUCCGGCACCACCACCAGCUACCUCGGGUCCGUGCAGUCGGCCCGGUUCGGCGAGUCUUACGCGAGCAGUGGGCUUUUACAUUCACAGAAAAGUGCCGCUGGAUUUUCAGGUACCGGAGGUGCGUCGACGUCUGUUUUUCAAGAUGGAUCGUCCAUUGCAUCUUUGGGGGCGGGUACUAUACUUUCUGGUGGUGCAACUACAUCUCCGACACGACCGGCUAUACCGCAACUUAGUAACCUUCCCCAGACUUCUGGUUCGUCAAGCUCAUCAUCAUCGUCGUCUGUCGGCCGGGAUUCGCCCCGGUGGAUUGCGGCACGAGAAAGGGCAGCGGCUGCCGCGAAAGCAAAAGCGGCGCUGCGAAGCGCAAUGUCGCGGCCACCCGUCCCCGAGGAGUCGUGAGCAAUGGCGGCAAUUUUGAUAUAUCACGCUUUUCUUGUUGCCGUUCGAAAAUGAUUUCUGUGCGCUAGAAGUCGUGAUAGGUCGCAUAGGAUUUGACAGUAUCAAACUCAUCUUCGAUUUUGAUCAUGUCCUCC